AGUAGAAGGGGAGAGGGUGGUGUUGGAAAAGAGAUGCGUGGGUUGUGGGAUUGUAGGAAUGCAUUACUUAGCUUGCUUAGUUAACCAUAACACGAGCAUUAUCGAGUGUGUAUCUGGGUCUGCAUAGAAACUCGAUAGGGUUUAAUGGUUUUUCUAGGUCCCCGCGGGGCUUUACUAAUUUACUAACUUCAGUUUCGCACGAAACGAUCCUAUUCGUUCCAUCAGAAAGUCUCUCGCUCAAGGGAAAACGGGGUGAGGGAGUCUCCUGUUUUCUACAGCCGCUGGCAUUUUUACUGAAAGUUCAUAAAAUGGCCUGGCUACAUCUUUGUCUUUCUGAGCCUUUUUCCUUGAAAAGAGACCUUGCUGAGUUCAAGCCUCUUACAGAGUUAUUAAUGAUGAACCGCAUUUGACCUUCAGGCCUCCUUAUGUGGUUGUCAUUACUCGAACAGCAGCCACCAAUGCAUGCGUGCCCCAUUCUCCAGGAUGAAAGAGGGAGAAGCCAAAAUGAUGCUCCUAUUGGGAGUUCAUGGAAAGGAAAAGCAGGAUGCCAAAUACUGUAGCUACUUGUGAUGUGUUAGUCUCACCUCCUCCAUCCCUCUGGAUCCCUGUGUUUAAUAUUUUACUUAAAUGUAGACCUGAGACUUUCUACAUAAUAUUUUUUUGGCAGGUGAGAGAUGGAAAGUUCAUCUAUGGAUGAAGAAGAGGAUUGCCCUGAAUUGAUUCCCAUAAGGGAACCGGCAGUAAAGGACAAUGUGGAAGACAUUCAAUCCAGCAACAAUGCUAAGAUUCCUGUUACUAUUAUCUCAGGAUAUUUAGGUGCAGGAAAAACUACUCUUCUUAAUUACAUUUUGACUGAACAACAUAGCAAGAGAAUAGCAGUUAUUUUAAAUGAAUUUGGUGAAGGUAGUGCAUUGGAAAAAUCCUUGGCUAUAAGCCAAGGUGGAGAACUCUAUGAAGAAUGGCUGGAGCUCAGAAAUGGCUGUCUUUGCUGCUCAGUAAAGGAUAAUGGUUUGAAAGCAAUUGAAAAUUUGAUGCAGAAGAAAGGGAAGUUUGAUUAUAUUUUGCUAGAGACAACAGGAUUGGCAGAUCCAGGUUCUGUGGCCUCCAUGUUUUGGGUUGAUGCUGAAUUAGGAAGUGACAUUUAUCUUGAUGGUAUUAUCUCUGUUCUUGAUGCAAAGCAUGGGCUACAGCACCUGAGAGAAGAAAAACCCAGUGGCCUUAUUAAUGAAGCUGCUAGGCAAGUUGGAUUAGCAGAUCUUAUCAUCAUCAACAAGACAGAUUUAGUUGCACAAGGUGACCUGAUGAAACUAAGAACAGCUGUCAGAGCAAUAAAUGGAGUUGCCAAAAUUUUAGAAACUCAGCGAUCAAGAGUUGAUAUCUCUAAUGUGUUAGACCUUCAUGCUUUUGAUGGUGUAUCAGAAAAAAGUUUGCAGCAAAAACUUCAGCUUGAAGAAGUACCUCAGCCACAUCUAGAUAAGAGCAUUGUUACAUCCACCUUCGAAGUGCUAGGAAAUACAACUGAAGAACACCUGAAUGUGUUUAUUCAAAAUCUCUUGUGGGAGAAAAAUGUAAAAGACAAGAAAGGUAACCCCAUGGAAGUAAUAAGACUAAAGGGAUUGGUGUCCAUCAAAGAUAAAUCUCAUCAAGUGAUAGUUCAGGGUGUCCAUGAGCUCUAUGAUCUAGAGGAAACAACUGUGAAAUGGAAAGAGGAUGAACGAAUUAAUAGAUUGGUCUUAAUAGGUAGAAACCUGGAUAAUGAUAUCCUUAAAGAGGCCUUCAUAGCAACUGUGACCAAAAAAGAGGAAAAUAGUUGAUGCCAACUUCUGAAGAAAACUGCUUUUCAACCCUGCAUUUUUAGCAAUGCAUUAUUAAAAUAUCUUGGACUGGUUUUUCUUUUUUAAUAGUUGUUGUUUGUACAGCUAUUAAAUUUUGGGGUCUUUGCAGUCUACAGAUUUUAUUUUACUUCUUCAAACAACCAGAAUUUUAAGCACUGGAAUAUAAUUAUAUAUAAUUAAAUAAUCCAAUUGUGUUUUUAAAUGUGCAGAAUCCAAUUCAGUUUACCAGGUUAAUAAGAUUUUGGAUUGAUUAUCUUUCUUAGGUUAGUGACUAACAAGUCAGUAUGGGUUUUUUUAAUGAGAAUAAUGCUAAAAGGGGGAAUUCAGUCAUUUGAUAGAAUUAAGUGUCAUCAGAUUACAAAUCUAAAAACAUUCUGAAGAAAACUUUCUUAAGCCAAGUCAGCACAGUAAGUUUAUGAUUCAGCAUGGCCUUCCCCAAACUUGGUAUGCUCCAAAUCUGUGGACUUCAGCUCUCAACAUUUUCAGAAUUCUUCCAGAAUUUAAGCCAAUCUUCAGCUAGCAAAUUAAUUUUAGGAAGUUCAUCUGACUGAGGCUGUGGAGGCUGGUUCCGUUUAACAGACCCCAUGUAGCAGACUUCAGAUGCAGCAAACCACCUUUCUACCCAGACAUUUACCUAAAUGAGAACAAAUUUGUUGCAUCCAAAUCAAUCUAGACAAGACAAUUAAGUUGAUAUAAACUGUAAAAACUGAACUAAAACAUUGCAGAUAGAUAAUGGGGUUUUCAGGAAUACACCCACACAUAUACUUACCCUCACCCACCCAUUUUAAGUUUAUUCAUCCUGGAAAGUCCUAAAUGAUUUCCUUCAUUAUCACCAUAUCUCCCAAGAUGCCACUUUCAAGGAUCUGCAUUCAGAUGGUGUGUGAUUGAUAUAAUGGAGCUUGGUUGAGAACAGUUAAUAGUGCUUUCAUAAAAUCCAGUUUAUAAAGUGUUUUUUGUCUCCUGUCCUUUUCUUAUCUUUUAGAAAACACUUCUUACAAAUUCCCUUCCAAUUUAAUUGAAAUGUUUAAUAAAUCAUUCUUGUAUCCACA
Messenger RNA from Candoia aspera, 2884 nucleotides. Its product is annotated as zinc-regulated GTPase metalloprotein activator 1A-like. Gene Ontology annotation, cellular component: cytoplasm. The transcript is spliced from 15 exons. The coding region runs from base 675 to 1814 and encodes 379 amino acids. The record is from RefSeq and is a predicted model, not a curated record. NCBI's taxonomy places the organism in Eukaryota, Metazoa, Chordata, Lepidosauria, Squamata, Candoiidae.